Molecule: messenger RNA, 681 nt
Organism: Staurois parvus
Lineage: Eukaryota; Metazoa; Chordata; Amphibia; Anura; Ranidae
Source: the annotation of a GenBank genome assembly
AGUCUUGCACAGGUGUACCGGCUCCUCCCCUUCAAUCUUGCACAGGUGUACCGGCUCCUCCCCUUCAAUCUUGCACAGGUGUACCGGCUCCUCCCCUUCAGUCUAGCACAGGUGUACCAGCUCCUCCCCUUCAGUCUUGCACAGGUGUACGGCUUCCUCCCCUUCAGUCUUGCACAGGUGUACGGCUUCCUCCCCUUCAGUCUUGCACAGGUGUACCGGCUCCUCCCCUUCAGUCUUGCACAGGUGUACCGGCUCCUCCCCUUCAGUCUUGCACAGGUGUACCGGCUCCUCCCCUUCAGUCUUGCACAGGUGUACCGGCUCCUCCCCUUCAGUCUUGCACAGGUGUACGGCCUCCUCCCCUUCAGUCUUCCACAGGUGUACCGGCUCCUCCCCUUCAGUCUUGCACAGGUGUACCGGCUCCUCCCCUUCAAUCUUGCACAGGUGUACCGGCUCCUCCCCUUCAGUCUUGCACAGGUGUACCGGCUCCUCCCCUUCAGUCUUGCACAGGUGUACCGGCUCCUCCCCUUCAGUCUUGCACAGGUGUACCGGCUCCUCCCCUUCAGUCUUGCACAGGUGUACCGGCGCCUCCCCUUCAGUCUUGCACAGGUGUACCGGCUCCUCUCCAGGACUGAAGUUGCUCACUCUGAAAUCACUGCACACUGUGAGCUUCUCACAAUGUGC